GUGUAGAAGAAUUAAAUAACGACCUUACGUCUACCAAAAUAAUGGAUGCCGCAACCGAACCCUUGAAAGAAAAAAGAUUUGCUUCAGUAGAUGAAGUAGAAACGUUAAGAGAACACAAUUCUACUAAAACUUCCAUGCAGCACAGACCCGAAUCCCUUAAACUUAUGGCCAUGCGUGAACAAGGAGGUGGUAGCACUUCCGACAUUUCUCGUAAAACAUCGAAUAAAACAAAAGGCUCAGAGUCUGCUAAGACGUUGGAUACCCGACCGCCCGUCAUCGCACUUCACCCACCUGCAGGAAUCAGACGUUCUAAAAGACGCCCCCACAGCCAAAAGCAUCAAAGCAGCGUCAGAAAAAACCAAAAAACAAAUAAACCAACAAAACGUGGAGCUGAUUUUACGAGGCUAACAUGUUCUUAUUGUGGGGCUCGCCUUGAAUCUUUUGAUGAGGAGACACUCUCACUUUGUUGCGUAGCUUUGUGUACGUUCCUGCAAAGAGUGCCUAGUUUAGCUGCUCCAUUGCUACAGAGAACUCUUCUCUGCACAGCCCGUUUCAUAGACAUCCCACAAUUUCCUUGGCACGAAUCCAAUAUUUUCGUCCCAGGAAAUGCCAAAAGUGCUGCCAAACAAUUAAUUCGUAUUAUUUUGCACCAAUUAUCUGGAAGUGGAAUAGCUCUACAACUAUUUAAUUUACACAUUCAAGCAGACGAAUUAUACUCUUUUUGGAGUAAAAUAGCUCUUUCGCUUGUUGAUUUUACCGAAUUAAAUCCUGUUGCUUUUUUACAAAAUUUAUUGGAGGAUAUAGCAGAUGGCUGGCCAAUUAAAGUAACCAGAAUUCUGCACAAUUUAGCAACUUAUAUCCAAUAUGUACCUACUGAAGCGCUUUCUAAUUGGGCAGCGGUAGUGGCUUUAAUUGACGGCCUUUAUAGGCGAAUGCAUACACAACUUGUAAGUGAAGCUACUUCCAAUUUAGCUGCAGUCUCGAAUGCAGCACAGUCUGUCCAAAACCAAUUUAUUAAUAAUCAACAGAAGCAGUUCAGGUCUGAACUGGCUAUACUAAUUAUGAGUCGAGUUCUUCGUGUACAAGGCCUCGCAACGAUCAAAGGUGCUGUACAGGCAAUUGAAGCCUUUGCUAAGUGGCUCGUAGAAAUGCUGCAUAAAUGUCCUGUCGAGUUGUGUGAUUUAUUGGCUGUAUGCACUGCCUGCAAUCGGGGCAUGAUCCGCGAACGUGAUAAACAAAUCCUUACACGCUCCGUUGUUGCUGAACUUCUUUCAGCUUUAAAAUUUAAAUGUGAAUUGGCAGAAGAAAAUUACUUGACUAUUGUGCGAAUGGUUUUGCAAGACUUUGGAGAGCCUUUAGGCGAUGACUGGAUUUAUACACCAAAUUCUGGCGGUGAAAAUGAGGAAGUAAAUGAAAACCAAAAUAAUCGGAAAUUUUCUUCAUUUUCCUAUUGGAAAAAUAAUUCUCAGCAACAACAAACAGACCAAUUUAAUACUGGAGCAGCUGAAGCUAUAAGGCCACAUGUACCCGAAUUGUUAGAAUUUAUUUCUGAUAUGCAUGUAUUGGCUAAAUUGAAGAAGCAAUCCGCUAGCAACAGCGACAGAGUUGGAGGAGAUUUAAAAGCUGGACUAGCAGAAGUUGUUGCGCUUGAAAUGAGUCGACCAUCUGUUCGGGAUUCUCGAACCGUUAUGCGAUUCAUUCCUUGGCUUUAUUCCCCUCCAUCACUUGCCCAAGCCCUUCCAGGCCAAUUUUCAGAAUCUGUAGCUAACGUUCGCGUUCUCGCCUGGAUUCUACUUGGUUCUCUUCAUGCUAGAGGAGUAAAUGGAUUUUCUUCGAAUUUCCAACAAUUUCAACAGCAACAACAAACAAAUAUUAACCAAAAUAUUUGUCUACCUGUACCUAUUGCUUGUUCUAGUCAAAUGGCGGAUUAUAUUAAUUUUGUGUUAGCAGGGUUUGCUGAUCAGUCUAAGCAAUCAGUUGUUCAUAUGUCUGCCCUCUUUCAUGCCUUCCAUUUAUGCCAGUUAUGGACUAUUUAUUGCGAACAAACAGCUACUUCGAGUCGUUCAGAAGAGAUGGUAGCUAAAACCAUGCAGCAACUUUUAGACUUUUGGGCGCGUGUUACUCCAGCAAUCUUACAAUUACUGUCACAUUCUAAAGUGUUGGCUGAUAUGGUCAAUCUCCAUUUUGUAAACACCCUCCAAGCCCUACAACAAUUUAAUUCUGCUGUACUCUGUCAACUUUACCCAAUGUGGGAGCCCGUUUUAACGGUACAACAUGCACACGUUCCGCGCAAGUUGCGACUUAAAUUUGAAUCUGUUGAGGCUCAGGCAUGUUUCUUCUUCGAAAACUUUAAGAAAAAAUUUUUUUUAUUUUAG
Meloidogyne enterolobii is the source of this 2375-nucleotide messenger RNA. The record is from the annotation of a GenBank genome assembly. NCBI's taxonomy places the organism in Eukaryota, Metazoa, Nematoda, Chromadorea, Rhabditida, Meloidogynidae.